This is a messenger RNA of Epithele typhae, 2595 nucleotides long. RefSeq lists its product as uncharacterized. NCBI's taxonomy places the organism in Eukaryota, Fungi, Basidiomycota, Agaricomycetes, Polyporales, Epitheliaceae. Bases 1 to 2595 code for a protein of 864 amino acids. The transcript has 4 exons. The record is from RefSeq and is a predicted model, not a curated record.
AUGUCCUACACUCCGUCUGAAUAUCUUCAACCUUCGUCCAUCGAUUCAUCGUCUCAGACUCCUCCCAACUCACCUGCCGCCUCUCCAGCACCUGAGCUACCUGAAACUCCUCGACGCCGUUCCGCUGUUGAUCUAGAGUCGACACCAUCAGCACCUUCAGUCGACGAUCAGCUCAAAUUGAGUAUCUCUGCCCCCAAAGAUAUCACAAAUUACGCGCGUUCUACAUACUUGAAAGUGCCGAUGCAGAAUAUCACCCGCAUUCUGGGCGAGAAGAAAACCCAUGACAUGUUCACAGAUUUCCUUCCCGGAAAUGAUCCUCCCAAAGCCGUCCUGGACACCUUCUACUAUGUGCCCACCGAUCUUUCCACAGUGACAGAGGAGAAGAAAGUUUACCUCGAGAUUGCCCUGAUCGCCGAGUCCGUGUUCAAGGCCGCCGCAGGGAAUCGCGACCCCAACAAUAUCGCUAUCCCCGAGAUGGUUGCUCUGAAUACAUCAGCUAGAUGCCUCAGCGACGGCGUGGGUCUCGGUGUGCACCAGCGCACGUGCCCCGACAUGUCAAUCUACUUUUUAGAUGAACGCACCCGCGAGAUACUGCAGGUUAAGCAAAGUUCAAAGAAAGGACGUCCGCGACAGGCGCCGGACCAAGACGAUCAUACUCCUGCUCAAGCCCUCAAGAAAUUCGCGGGUAGGACCUCCUAUGCAGAUAUCGUUAUACCUAUAGAGGUCAAGACCGCCGCCCACAAGUCGGCAUUCAACUUCGACGCCUCUAAGACGCCUCCGCCACUCCCAGUGGAUGAGACACUCGACCAGGAUGAGACGCUCGACCAGUAUGAGACGCUCGACCAGGAUGAGACGCUCGACCAGGCUGAGACGCUCGAUCAGGAUAAGAAACUCAACCAGAAUGAGCUCGAUUCUGUUUCCCAAAUCACAGAGUACUGUGCCGCAAUCCUAGGACGACAACACCGCAAGCACCUCCUGGCGGUGUACGUCUGGCGUAACCAAGCCCGAAUCUUCGUCGUCGGUCGAGGGGGGACUAUCGUCUCCGAACCCUUCUGCUACGGUACACGGAACGACCUGACGCUACAUCACUUCUUCUGGCGUGUGGCGCAGAUGUCUAGAGAAGCCCUCGGCUUCGAUCCGUCCGUGGUCCGGGCCAGCUCUGACGACGAGGAGAAUCUGAUCGCAUAUGCGAAGACGCUGCCCACUACCGAUCAUCGGCGAUCUAUGUUGCGCGAGCUUCUGUGUCUGGACCCGACGUCAAAGGUGUGGUCGGACAAGAGGCCGCUCUCCGAAUUUCAGUGGCCACUUUAUCGCAUGAAAUCUGGAGGCGAGGAUUAUCUGGUGGGGCGUCCGGUCAUUCACACCUCUGCACUCUACGGGCCGGCACCGCGCGUCUUCCACGCCUUCAAGGCGGACGGCCCCGACUACGGCACGGGAAGAACCAUCAGGGACUACUGGCGACCGGAUGUGGAUGGCGUAGAUUGUGAGCAUGACCUCUACAAUCGGCUUAGCCAGGCCAAGCCCGAGCCCGUCCCCAAUGUCCCGACAUGCGAGUGCGGUGAAGACGUCAUGGGUCCCAGCGCAGACGGUACCCCGGUCCCGCAGCGCACCCCCAGACCGACAGAUGCGCGGGUUCAUCCUUACGUCCACUACCGCAUUCGACUAAAGGAGAUGUACCUGCCCUUAUACCACUUCAAGGACUUCCCAGAGCUGUCGGGCCUAAUGGCCGGCGCCAUGACCGCACACGAACGGGCAUGGCGCGACGCGCGCGUGAUCCACCGUCAAAUCAGCACGACCAGCAUCGUCAUCGCCUAUGUGCCUCAGGACGAGAAAACGUUCAAGCGGGUCGCAAUGCUCGCCGAUUGGGAUCUGGCGAAGACUCUCGAGCAGAUUAACGACGCCACCAGGCCCAGGCUGUAUGCAAUGGCGGCAUCCUGGUUCUUCCGGUCAGCUCUGUCUCUGAAGUAUCCCCGACGCCGGCCAUAUAAACUAUCGGACGACAUCGAGUCGUUCAUACACGUCCUCUACUACAUCGUUGUACGGUUCCACGACACGGAGCUCACAUACGAUGUGUCCUCAUUCGACUAUCUGCGACACAAAGUGGAAGCGGUUUUCGGCCAAUUCGAUUAUAUGACAGACGACGAAGUCUACAGGGGCGGGUUGGAAAAGUUGGGCAACUUCGAACGACGGAAAUCAUGGGUCCGAGUCCAUGCCAACGAGACUCUGAACAAGAUGCUCAACAAGGUUGCUGAAAUCGGCUACACACAUUAUGCACAGAUCGACUUGGAUGAGUACGAUGCGAUGUACGGCGCGCCCAACUCCGACUCCUUGCCGUCUCCCUCGGGCCCACCCACGGCGGCGCCGAAGGAUGCUGCAGAGACGGGGCCGCUGGAGACCCACGACAAGCUCAAGGAGGUAUUUGUGCACCUUGGGGACGCCAUGAACUGGAAGGCCGGUGACGCGUUGGCAAACAAGAAGACCGACGACUGGUUCGAGAAAGCGACCAUUACUCACAUGCAACAUGCAGGCCUUUUCGUGGACCCCGAGCGUGUGAAGCCCAAGCCUGCGAACAAGCGUCAGAAGACGAGACACUAG